CCGAGGGGGCAACUUGCACGGGAACUCCUCUGCCCUGGUAACGGCCAAAGAGGAGAUGGCGCCAGUCAGGGAGCGGCCGUGGCCGACACAGUGAGGAAGCUUGAAGGCGGAGCAACCGGAGAAGCCUCGGGAGAACAGCCAAAGCCGUCGCUGCCGCUACCACUGCCACCACCAUGGAAGGGGCAAAGCCGACUUUGCAGCUCGUAUACCAGGCAGUGCAGGCGCUUUACCACGACCCAGAUCCCAGCGGAAAGGAGCGCGCCUCGUUUUGGCUUGGGGAGCUGCAGCGUUCGGUUCAUGCAUGGGAGAUUUCAGACCAGUUGUUACAGAUCCGACAGGAUGUGGAAUCAUGCUACUUUGCUGCACAGACCAUGAAAAUGAAGAUUCAAACCUCAUUUUAUGAGCUCCCCACAGACUCUCAUGCCUCUUUACGGGACUCAUUACUAACCCAUAUCCAGAACUUGAAAGACUUGUCACCUGUCAUUGUAACGCAGCUGGCUUUAGCAAUAGCAGACCUUGCCCUACAGAUGCCUUCCUGGAAGGGGUGUGUACAAACAUUGGUGGAAAAAUACAGCAAUGAUGUAACUUCUCUGCCUUUUCUACUGGAGAUCCUUACAGUGUUACCUGAAGAAGUACAUAGUCGUUCCUUACGAAUUGGGGCUAACCGGCGCACAGAAAUUAUAGAAGAUUUGGCCUUCUACUCUAGUACAGUGGUAUCUCUAUUGAUGACCUGUGUAGAAAAAGCAGGAACAGAUGAGAAAAUGCUUAUGAAGGUCUUUCGCUGUUUAGGAAGUUGGUUUAACCUAGGAGUUUUGGACAGUAACUUCAUGGCUAACAAUAAGUUACUAGCACUCCUUUUUGAGGUUUUGCAACAGGAUAAGACCUCGUCCAACCUACACGAAGCUGCUUCAGAUUGUGUGUGCUCAGCUCUCUAUGCCAUUGAGAAUGUGGAGACUAACUUGCCAUUAGCCAUGCAGCUUUUUCAAGGAGUCCUAACAUUGGAGACUGCUUAUCACAUGGCUGUGGCACGUGAAGAUUUAGACAAAGUUCUGAAUUACUGCCGUAUUUUCACUGAACUAUGUGAAACUUUUCUUGAAAAAAUUGUUUGUACUCCAGGCCAAGGUCUUGGCGACCUACGAACUCUGGAACUGCUGCUUAUUUGUGCAGGACAUCCUCAGUAUGAGGUAGUAGAAAUUUCCUUUAACUUUUGGUACCGACUCGGGGAGCAUUUGUACAAAACUAAUGAUGAAGUUAUUCAUGGAAUCUUCAAAGCUUACAUUCAGAGGCUGCUUCACGCCUUGGCUCGACACUGCCAGCUAGAACCAGACCAUGAGGGGGUUCCUGAGGAGACUGAUGACUUUGGAGAGUUUCGGAUGAGGGUAUCAGAUCUGGUGAAAGACUUGAUUUUCUUGAUUGGGUCUAUGGAGUGUUUUGCUCAGUUAUAUUCUACUCUGAAAGAAGGCAACCCACCCUGGGAGGUGACAGAAGCGGUUCUCUUUAUCAUGGCUGCUAUAGCAAAGAGUGUUGAUCCGGAGAACAAUCCAACACUGGUGGAGGUCCUAGAAGGAGUCGUCCGACUUCCAGAGACUGUACAUACAGCAGUGCGAUACACCAGCAUUGAAUUGGUUGGAGAGAUGAGCGAAGUGGUUGAUCGAAAUCCUCAGUUCCUUGACCCUGUGUUGGGCUAUUUGAUGAAGGGCCUGUGUGAAAAGCCUCUGGCUUCUGCUGCAGCCAAAGCCAUUCAUAACAUUUGCUCUGUCUGCCGAGACCACAUGGCUCAGCACUUUAAUGGACUCCUGGAGAUUGCUCGUUCCCUUGAUUCCUUCAUGUUGUCUCCAGAAGCUGCUGUGGGCUUGCUAAAAGGGACAGCACUUGUCCUAGCCAGGUUACCUUUGGAUAAGAUUACUGAAUGCCUUAGUGAACUAUGUUCUGUUCAGGUUAUGGCAUUGAAAAAGCUGUUGUCUCAGGAGCCCAGCAAUGGUAUAUCCUCAGAUCCCACUGUGUUCUUAGAUCGCCUUGCAGUAAUAUUUAGACACACCAAUCCCAUUGUGGAAAAUGGACAAACUCAUCCGUGCCAAAAAGUUAUACAGGAAAUAUGGCCAGUUUUAUCUGAGACUCUAAAUAAACACCGGGCUGAUAAUCGGAUUGUGGAGCGUUGUUGCAGAUGCCUCCGCUUUGCUGUUCGCUGUGUAGGCAAAGGAUCUGCAGCCCUGCUGCAGCCACUAGUUACGCAGAUGGUGAAUGUGUACCACGUACAUCAGCAUUCCUGUUUCCUGUACCUUGGCAGUAUCCUUGUGGAUGAAUAUGGCAUGGAGGAGGGCUGUCGGCAGGGACUCCUAGACAUGCUCCAGGCACUGUGCAUCCCUACCUUUCAGCUGCUGGAACAGCAAAAUGGGCUUCAGAAUCACCCCGACACUGUGGAUGACCUGUUCAGGCUGGCCACCAGGUUUAUUCAGCGUAGCCCUGUCACCUUGCUGAGGAGCCAAGUGGUCAUCCCUAUCUUGCAGUGGGCCAUUGCGUCUACUACCCUGGACCACCGGGAUGCCAAUUGCAGUGUCAUGAGGUUCCUGCGAGACCUUAUCCAUACAGGGGUAGCCAAUGAUCAUGAAGAAGACUUUGAAUUACGGAAAGAACUUAUUGGACAGGUGAUGAACCAGCUUGGACAGCAACUUGUAAGCCAGUUGCUCCACACAUGCUGCUUUUGUCUCCCUCCCUAUACCCUACCUGAUGUGGCUGAAGUCCUCUGGGAGAUCAUGCAGGUUGACAGACCGACUUUCUGUCGAUGGUUAGAGAACUCCUUGAAAGGUUUGCCAAAGGAGACAACCGUGGGAGCAGUCACAGUGACACACAAACAACUUACAGAUUUCCACAAACAAGUCACUAGUGCUGAGGAAUGUAAACAAGUUUGCUGGGCCUUGAGAGACUUCACCAGGUUGUUUCGAUAGCUCACACUCCUGCACUGUGCCUGUCACCCAGGAAUGUCUUUUUUAAUUAGAAGACAGGAAGAAAACAAAAACCAGACUGUGUCCCACAAUCAGAAACCUCCACUGUGGCAGAGGGGCCUUCACCGCCACCACAGCGUCCCGCCAGACAGGGAGAGACUCCAGCCUUCCGAGGCCAUCCUGAGGAGUUCCUGUUUGGGGGUGUGAGGGAAAAUCAGCGCGGUUUAAAAAAGAGAUGGCUGCGGCCUGUCCGGCGUGGUGGGAGGGGAGCUGGUUUCCUGGUGAACUUGUUUCAAAGGAAAAAUAAUUUUAAAGAAAUAAAAGGAAAAAAAGGAAAACUAAACUAAAACCAGAA
Molecule: messenger RNA, 3297 nt
Organism: Lontra canadensis (Northern American river otter)
Lineage: Eukaryota; Metazoa; Chordata; Mammalia; Carnivora; Mustelidae
Gene: TNPO3
Product: transportin 3
Exons: 23
Coding region: 174-2945 (923 amino acids)
Biological process (GO): protein import into nucleus
Cellular component (GO): cytoplasm; nuclear membrane
Source: RefSeq, a predicted model, not a curated record